ACCAGGCAUUAAGCGUCUUUCUGAGUUGAGGUUAUGUUUCUGUUACAUUAAACAAAAUACAUAAAUAAACGUUCAUGUAGUCGCCAAAUACAUAUAUUUUUGCCAUUUCAUUGAGUUAUUUUUGUAGACAAGCUACGGUAUUUUUCAAAUCAACAAAAUGUCAGGUGGCAUGCUUUAUGGAGGAGAUGAAAUUGGAGCUUUAGUAUUUGACUUAGGCCAUCAUUCUUUAAGAGUUGGUUAUGCUCAAGAAGAUACUCCUAAAGCUGAAAUUCCAGCAGUUGUAGGUGUAGGAGAAGAUGGCAAUUGUACAGCAACAAAAACAGAACCCAUGGAUAUUGAUGAUAAAAAACCAGAUAAUAACAUUACACAAUCUGGGACCAAAUACUAUAUUGACACUACUAUACUACAUGUUCCACGAAAAAAUAUGGAAGUUGUGAGUUAUAUGAAAGAUGGUAUGAUUGAAGAUUGGGAUCAUUUUGAAAAGGUUUUAGAUUAUACUUAUUCCAAAGUAAUUCAGUCAGAUGCAGAAUAUCAUCCAGUAUUGUUUUCUGAAUCACCAUGGAAUGUACGCAGUAAAAGAGAAAAAUUAACUGAAUUAAUGUUUGAGAAAUAUAAUGUGCCAGCUUAUUUUCUUGUUAAAAAUGCAGUUCUCGCUGCAUUUGCAAAUGGUAGAGCAACUGGUAUUGUUGUUGACAGUGGAGCAACACACACAUCUGCUGUGCCUGUACAAGAUGGUUUUGUAUUAACACAGGCAAUAGUUAAAUCUCCACUUGGCGGAGACUAUAUAAGCAUGCAGUGUAGACAAUUUCUUCAGCAGGACAAUGAUAUUGAUCUGUCUCCUUCUUAUAUGGUGGGUAGUAAAGAAGUUGUUAAAGAUCAUGAUAAACCACGAUGGGUAAAAAAGAAAGGUUUGCCUGAAGUGACUAAAUCCUGGCAUAAUUAUAUGGUAAAGAAACUUAUCCAAGAUUUCCAAGCUACAGUGUUACAAGUAUCUGAAACUCCAUACGAUGAAAAAAUAGUUUCUACAAUUCCUGCAGUUCAAUAUGAGUUUCCUACUGGAUAUCAUCAGGAUUUUGGAAGUGAAAGAUUUCGUAUGCCAGAGGCACUCUUUGAUCCUAGUAUGGUACAAAUGCGUGGUGGUAUGGUUGGUAAUACCAUGUUGGGAGUAGGUCACAUUGUAACAACUAGUGUAGGCAUGUGUGAUGUUGAUGUUAGACCGGCUCUUUAUGGAAGUGUUGUUGUUACUGGUGGCAAUUCAUUUAUUCAGGGUUUCCCAGAGCGUUUAAAUAGAGAUCUCUCUAUGAGAAUACCUUCUAGUAUGAGAUUGAAGUUGAUUAGUGUAAAUGGAUGUGCUGAACGACGAUUUGGAGCUUGGAUCGGUGGGUCUAUUUUAGCCUCGAUUGGUACUUUUCAACAAAUGUGGAUUUCAAGUCAGGAAUACGAAGAAAGCGGGAAGAGCCAAGUAGAACGAAAAUGUCCUUGAAUUAAAAAGUAACUUAUUUUCAUUCAUCUUCGUCUAAAUAAUAUCAUCAAUAUUUGUACAAACAUUUCCUUGAUGAUUAUUUUAUAAGUAAAUAGGUAUAAAAAAUUACAUUUAAACAAAUUAAAGUUAUAUAUAUAUACAGUGAGAAAUUCAACUUCUUUAAACAUUUGUUUAAAACAAGUGUGUUCUGAAUACUGACCUAAGCCAUGAAUAAGUAUAUUUUACUUAUACGUGAUACAGAAUAAUGACUUGUAAAAUAUGCAGUCAAA
This is a messenger RNA of Colletes gigas, 1752 nucleotides long. RefSeq names its product actin-like protein 6B (gene Bap55). The transcript is spliced from 6 exons. The record is from RefSeq and is a predicted model, not a curated record. Gene Ontology annotation, cellular component: SWI/SNF complex; NuA4 histone acetyltransferase complex. Gene Ontology annotation, molecular function: chromatin binding. Lineage: Eukaryota; Metazoa; Arthropoda; Insecta; Hymenoptera; Colletidae. Gene Ontology annotation, biological process: regulation of transcription by RNA polymerase II; nervous system development. Bases 158 to 1483 code for a protein of 441 amino acids.